Molecule: messenger RNA, 3693 nt
Organism: Pelmatolapia mariae (spotted tilapia)
Lineage: Eukaryota; Metazoa; Chordata; Actinopteri; Cichliformes; Cichlidae
Gene: gpr173
Product: G protein-coupled receptor 173
Exons: 4
Coding region: 639-2078 (479 amino acids)
Biological process (GO): G protein-coupled receptor signaling pathway
Cellular component (GO): plasma membrane
Molecular function (GO): G protein-coupled receptor activity
Source: RefSeq, a predicted model, not a curated record
GAUUAAAAUCAUUGCGAUACCAGGAGGAGUUGCCUGUUUUGGUGCUCAUUACCGAAGCUGGGCCCACAGAAGCUGUCCUUUGCAUACUGCAUCUGCCAGUUCACGGCCGGAGAUAUUUCCAUCUACGCUGUUAUCCCACGUAUGCUCCUGUUUAUCAUGCCUGGGUACUGACAGGCUGCGGGACACAAUGAGGACUGGUCUCCGUGUCAUCGCGCAGCCUGGAGCUGUCUGGCCUCAGCACGUUAGCAAGCUAACCAUUUUUUUCUAAGCAGAAGCCCUGCAUUGCUUCGACAUGCUAAAGGAUUUCAUGAACAACACACGGGAGGUUUCCUCCGACUUGACUGGAAUACUGCGCACGGAAGUGCAGCGAGGAAUCGUCAAGGUUUCCGACGACCGCAAGAAGCCGAGGAUCCACAGGGCGUCUGUUGCUGUCUGACAGCCCCAACCAAACAUGGCUUUACGGCUGCUUUUACAGGAUAUUACUGCCUCCGAUUUCUAACAUAUAAACAGGAGAUACGAGUUGACAGCAUAUGCAUCAUAAAGUGUUUGAAUGGUGGCGUACACACUGUGUGCUGUGAAUGGGACUAGGCGCUUACUGGCCACCGGCACAGGUUGUGUGAAAAGCACCGAGAUAUGACAUGCACAAGAAAAAAGAGGCUAGAAGCCAGGUGCAUCACCGUAUUUCAUGUAGACUGCAACAGACGUCUGGACAAGCAACCCACGGCAGGGCCCCUGUGAGGAUUAAGAGGCAAGAGGAGAGGUCACAACAACGAAGGGACUUUGCUCGAAAUGGAGCAAUGUGUCUUGAGGUGUUCCUGUUCAGUGUAAACUACAGAAAGGAAGCAACCACGAGUACGGAGGAACAAUCGGCAGACGAGGGAGGUGGUGGUGGUAUGGGUGGGGGGGCAUUUGGGAUGGCAAAUGGAAAUGAGAGCAGUGAAGGGCCUGUGGGGCCAAUGGCAGCAGUGGUGGCUACUGCAGAAGGCAUGGUAGCAGACAGUUCAUCCUCCGUUAUCUCUACGUAUAUUAAACUGGUGCUACUUGGGCUGAUCAUAUGCAUCAGUCUGGUGGGGAACUUGGUGGUUUCUCUGCUUGUACUCCGGGACCAGGCUCUGCAUAAGGCACCUUACUAUUUCCUCCUGGAUCUGUGCCUGGCAGACAGCAUUCGCUCAGCUAUCUGCUUCCCCUUUGUGCUGGUGUCUAUAAAAAAUGGCUCAGCGUGGACCUACAGCGUGCUGAGCUGCAAGGUGGUAGCCUUCAUGGCAGUGCUCUUCUGCUUCCAUGCUGCCUUCAUGCUCUUCUGCAUCAGUGUAACACGCUACAUGGCCAUUGCACACCACCGGUUUUACUCGAAGCGCAUGACGUUCUGGACAUGUGUGGCAGUAGUGUGCAUGGUAUGGACGCUAUCUGUGGCAAUGGCAUUCCCGCCUGUUUUUGAUGUGGGCACCUAUAAAUUCAUUCGUGAGGAGGACCAGUGCAUUUUUGAGCAUCGCUACUUCAAGGCUAAUGACACGCUGGGCUUCAUGCUAAUGCUUGCUGUACUCAUUCUAGCCACACAUGUCGUCUACAUGAAGUUACUUCUCUUUGAGUACAAGCACCGCAAGAUGAAGCCAGUCCAGAUGGUGCCAGCUAUCAGUCAGAAUUGGACCUUUCAUGGGCCAGGAGCUACAGGCCAAGCAGCUGCUAACUGGAUUGCGGGUUUUGGUAGGGGCCCGAUGCCACCCACUCUGCUGGGAAUACGGCAAAACUUGCACAACCAGAACCGGCGACUCUUAGGCAUGGAGGAGUUUAAAGCGGAGAAGCAGCUUGGCAGGAUGUUCUAUGUGAUCACAUUACUGUUCCUGGUGCUCUGGUCUCCCUACAUAGUAGCUUGCUACUGGAGGGUGUUUGUCAAGGCUUGCACAAUACCACACCGGUACCUCUCCACCACUGUGUGGAUGAGUUUUGCCCAAGCGGGGGUCAACCCUAUCGUCUGCUUCUUCCUUAAUAAAGACUUGAAGAAAGGGCUCCUUUCCCACCUACCAGCCUGCUGCAGGACUAAACCUCAUCUGCCACGAGAGCCUUACUGUGUCAUGUAACUAGAGAUGAUGAAGAAAAAAACAAUGGGCAGCCUACAGAUGUAUUGUAUAUUGUGCUUGAGUUAUUGUGGCAUUUGAUGCAAUGGAAGGUAUUUUUAAGCAGUGAGUGGCAACUUGUGAGUGUAGUGUUAAAACACUGGAAUGGUAAGCAUGUGUUUCCAUCUGUCAACCAAUUUUCACUCUAAAUUCAACAGCAUACAUGAGGUCAGAUCUUGACUUUCGAUAACAGGAGAAACAUACAUGUAAAUAAUAUGCAGUCACUGGGAAAACCAAGACAGACAAAUAAACUAAGCUUAAGAUUUUUAAAAAUUGCCAUUUAGAAAAGUCUUGAAUACAAAGGAUGUUGGGCUUGUGACAAACAGAAUCCUAAAGGACGUAACAAACCCGCUUUUAGUCUGAAUCUUAAUGUCAUCAUCAUACUGGAAUAACUGAUGAUUGUCCAGCAGCAGUGGCUGAUGAGAGUAAAAAAGUGCUCAGCUAGAUUCAAACCAGCAUUCGUGUUGACUCACCAGUUUUAUUAGAAUGUCAGUUUUAGUUCACAACAACAUAAAGUUUCCAGAAAUACAAACGUUAGUUCCAGAAAAGAUGUGGAAGGUUGUUUAAUGCAUUUAGCUAGUGUUUACAUUGUCGCUGAGUCAUAUUAAUCAAGUACCAACAGGUCAUUUAUGAUCAAAUGGAGGUACAGUGGACCCCAUAAACACCUUUUGGUGCUCCUGUAGUGGUACGGUACAUGGCACAGUUCACAAUUGAAACAUUUUAGAUUGACUUAAAAACAUGAAUAAAUAACAAACUGAGACUGGAGAAACCAAGAAUUGUUAUCCACUCCUCACAACAAAAUGCCCUCACAUUAUAGGGUGUCGAUGUGUUUUCAAGUUUCAGUUAUGUGAUUUAACCAUCAGUGAGGACGCAUAAAGAUGAUGAGGGUGUGCUGUUGAACACAGAUUUUAGCAGGACAUGUAAAAGUCAGAAUAAAGGGAGCUGCAGAAACAUGCUAACAGACUAAAAACCAAAGUAAAACAGGCGCUGCAGAGUAAAUGUACCGUAAAGAAUUGAUGCAGAAUCUCAAAGCAGACAGAAGGAUUUUCUUUCCUCAAACACACUGUUUGUUUGCUAGUCACUAAAGCAAACCUUCAAUCUGUGUUGCCUAAAACAUAUUCUCGUUGUUGCUCAUUAGCUCAACAGAAAAUAUGCAGCAGGGGAUGCUUUUCAAGCUUUGAACAUUUGCAGAUAGAACAAUUAUUUGUUUUUUCAUGUUUUGUUUUUUCCUAAGGACAAAUCUGAAGUUACAUCUGCAUCUGUUACUUGAGCAGCUUCGCCUUCAUUUUAAAGCAGAAAGACGAUUAGCUUUACCAGGCAUAGCAACCCAGGAUUUUUAACCCUCAAGCGACCAAGCUAUUUCAGUUGGUAUUCUAAUGACCGAGUGUGCUAUCAGGAAUACUUUUUUAUGAUUUUGUUUGUGUAUUUCACACUAACACUGUUUCCUUUAUCCAUGUUAGAUAUUCUGAAAUGCUCUAUUGUCAUCAAGUAUUGUUUUCAACCAUUUUUAUGCAAAAAAGAUUUAAAAUACAUGUUGUACAAACAAAAUGACACUUAAACAGUCCUUGUCUGUUAUUUC